Messenger RNA from Exaiptasia diaphana, 1699 nucleotides. RefSeq names its product mitochondrial ribosome-associated GTPase 1. Bases 91 to 876 code for a protein of 261 amino acids. The record is from RefSeq and is a predicted model, not a curated record. NCBI's taxonomy places the organism in Eukaryota, Metazoa, Cnidaria, Anthozoa, Actiniaria, Aiptasiidae. The transcript has 11 exons. Gene Ontology annotation, molecular function: GTP binding; GTPase activity. Gene Ontology annotation, cellular component: mitochondrion.
CAUAAGCAGAUCCGAAAUAUGGCUUGCUAACUCUAGUUUCAGAAGUUCAUUUAAGCUCCCCGAGUACUUCCAUCCAAGCUUGUUUUUAAAAUGGUUCCCCGGGCAUAUGGCAAAAGAAAUCCCAAAUUCAAAGAUACACUCUGUGGAAGACCAAGUGUGUUAAUUUUAAGCAAGCUUGACUUGACUGAUAGCUCACAACAAAAGAUAAUCAAAAGAAGACUUGAAUCACAUGGAACAAGAGCUGUGUUUAUUGAUAGUAAAUCUCAGUCCAGUCAAACAAUCAAAAAGAUCAUUCCAUCUGUCAUGGAAGCCAUAAAAGAUGCUGAAUAUGAAGGCUCAUACACAAGAAAGGACCCUGAUGCACCAUACACAUUGCUGGUGUGUGGAUUGCCAAAUGUUGGAAAGUCUUCAUUAAUCAAUGCUAUGCGAAGAACUUAUAUGAAGAGAGGAAAAGCCACUAGAGUUGGAAAAAUUCCUGGUGUUACAACAUCAAUGCAAGAAAAAAUUCUGGUUGCCGAUGAACCAAAGAUAUAUGUUAUUGAUACCCCAGGUGUUGUGUCUCCAUAUGUACCCAAUGCUGAAGUAGGGAUGAAGUUGGCUUCAAUUGGUUGCUUCAAAGACCAUUUAGUUGGUGAGGACCUUAUAGCAGACUUCACUCUUUUUACUCUCAAUAAAAAUAGAAAUUUUAAGUACGUUGAACUAUAUGGCCUAGACAAUCCAUCAGACAACAUUGAUUUCGUUCUUCGCCAAGUAGCCAUCAGUCUUAGAAGUACCAUAUCAGGAGGAGUGCCCAACUACUUACAAGCUGCCAUCCACUUUACAUCAAAGUUCAGAUGUGGAGAACUUGGAAAAAUUGUAUUUGAUAAAUGUUCUUGAGCAUCCGUACAUGUAUAUUGAACAGUUUAACUAGCUGACCUCUUUUUCUUUCAGUCUUUUUACCAAUUGAAAAUGAUUUGUUUUAAUGCACAUAAAAGCAUGUAAAACAAAAAAGAACGGAAGGUAAAGAGGUUUAUUAUUUCAAUGAUUUAUGUACAUGUAUAUGUGUAUACAGCAAUUCUUACCAUGUAAAUUAUGAAAAUAUUCACUUUCCAUUUGUGUCAAAUAAUCUGGUAUGUCAGGCAUGUUUAAAAGUUUAGAAAUUUUAAUUAUCUUUAAGGACAAUUAUAGAGAUGCAGAAACAUGAUUACAUGCAGAAGCUGAAUAUCCCGGUAUAUCAAGAGAUUUGACAAUUGGAACAUUGUAAAUGUCUUUAUAGGUGGACAACCUUUUCAAGAUCAGAUGUAUAAGUACAAAAACUGAAAUGCUUACAUGAAUGUAGUUGAAGCCCAUAUAAAGGAUCAGAGACAUGGUUUGCAUCAUACAUCUAUUAACCAAAGCAAGCAAACUUGGGUUUUGUCCAACUAUUAAUAAGAAGUGCAGUGCCUCAUCAUUGAGAAUUGGAUAUUUCUAUUUUAAGUAUUAUAAUACUGUGUAAAACAAUUUCUAGCUACUAUUGCUAUGGAAAACUAAUUUAUUAGAAAGAAAUGUUAAAAAUUACGAUGUCGCCGCUGCUUAUAUCGAUAAGAUAUUUAAAUUCGGUGAAUUUUUGUAACAUGUAUAGUUUGCCUGGCCAACGACGAAACCACGACGCUUAUCAAAUAUGCAAAAAUAGAAAAAAGUCAAAGUAGUUCUUCAAUAAAUUAAGUUUUUAGUAACGAAA